UGACACUGGUGAUGAGAUAUUCACCUCGCUAGACAAAUAGGUUGCAUUGACUAGCUCUCUUGGCACUCAUUUCAAUGGACGGCUUUAGCUACAAUAAGUAGCAGUUUUCAAAACUGCCAGCUUAGUACAUCCCUGAUUCGGCGUGCAGCGCUGGCUGAAUGUGUAAUUGGAUACUACCUUAUAAGGUUUCUGCUAGCUGAUUUCUCUCCGCGUGCUCCGGAAUGACACGAUUGGGGCGGCCGAGUUCUUUUCAUAACAAAAGAAAACAGAUUUAUAUGAUCAAAGGCUACAAUGACAAUCGACUUGAUAUAUUAAAAGGAGUAUUCUCCCUGCUUGGGUCGAGAGGCCCUGGGUGACCUCUCUCCCAAACUCGUCAGCUAAAACCUCAGUCUUUCACUACGUCAACGCUACUCCGAUCAUGGGCCGCCUUUCCGCUAUCGUUGCCUUCGCGAUAGCCACGCUUGCUGCGUUCGCCCAUGCCCAAGAUCUGGAGACUUGCCUCGAGUCAGCCGGCCUCAUCACGUCUUUUCCCGGGACCAACGCAUCAUUUCCCGACGACAUACGUUCAUGGCAACGCCGUAUCACCCCCACCCCGGCUGGUGUCGCCUGGCCAAGGACCGCUGACGAGGUCGCCGCCGCCCUUGCCUGCGCCAGGGAGGCCAAGGUCCUCGUCGCCGCCCGUGAUGGAGGCCACUGCUAUGGCUCGUACAGCCUCCCCAACGCCGGCCUUACCAUCAACAUGACCAACUUCCAGGAGGUCAGCUAUGACGAGUCGACUGGCUUGCUCACCUAUGGCGGCGGUGCUCUCGUGAGCCCUGUCGUUAGUUGGCUCUGGAAAACCCACGGUGCCCGGUUCCCCCACGUCCGCGCCAACAUGGUUGGCCUCGUCGGGUCCUCCAUCGGUGGCGGGUUCGGCUCGCUGUCCCGCAUGCUCGGAACCCCGAUGGAUUACCUCGAGGGCGCCACGUACAUGCUAUAUAACGGUACUGUCGUGAAGACAUCCCGCACGGAGAACCCCGAUCUCUUCUGGGCUCUUCAGGGUGCCGGCAGCUCGUACGGGAUCAUCCUCAAUCUGACCACCAAGACCUGGAAGCCAACGUACCAGCAGGCCAUCAACUACACCAUCACCCUCACCGACAGCUCCCCCGGAGCCGGCGUUGAUGCCCUCCUCGCCAUCCAGGACCACUACCUCGCCGGCCGGUGGCCUGAUGAGCUGACUAUGCGCUGGUCUCUGACAGCCCCUCCCUACACCGGCUCUGGCUUCUAUUGGGGCAACCCCGACGACUUUGACACGCUGCUCAAGCCCCUCGUCGACAAGCUCCCGAGCGGCACCCAGCUCACCCGCACCGUUCAAGACUUUUGGGCAGUCGAGAACGUCGCCACCCCAUCCAUCGACGUCCCCGUCGACGCUUACCCUCCCCGUAGCUUCUACCUCCAGGCCCUCGUCCUUCGCGAGGACCAGCCCUUUACCAAGACGCUUGCCACCGCUCUCUACGAAUUCACCACUCUGGCCUUCAACCGCACCGACCUCACAAAAUUCGGCUUCAUCGACCUCUGGGGCGGGAAGCCCGCCAAGUCCCUUUCGGACGGGGACACCGCCUUCGCCCACGCCAACAGCUUGUGGCUCAUACGCUGGGAGGGCCGCCUCGCGGCCGGUCUCACAAAGUUCCCCGCCGACGGCCUCUCCUACUUGCAGAACGGCCUCGAGCCCUUCAGGGAGCAGCUGGCGGCUGAGGGUGUGCCUCUGCGCGGCUUUGUCAACUAUCGUGACACCGCCCUUACCGUUGACCAAUGGAGCGAGCGGUUGUACGGCAAGAACUACGCCAAGCUCCAACGGCUCAAGACUGUGUACGACCCCGAGGGCAUGUUCACCGCUCACCCCCAGAGCAUUCCUCUCCCUGGCCAACAACCUCCCCCUGCCGUGAACUGAACUGGACAUUGCCAUUUAGAAAGCUGCCAAGAGUCAAUGAUUCUGUAUGUUGUAACAAAAAAUUUCUUUGGACUUUUCAGAAAACAUAGAUACGUUUCAAACA
This is a messenger RNA of Colletotrichum navitas, 2033 nucleotides long. Its product is annotated as glucooligosaccharide oxidase-like protein. The record is from RefSeq and is a predicted model, not a curated record. The transcript has 2 exons. NCBI's taxonomy places the organism in Eukaryota, Fungi, Ascomycota, Sordariomycetes, Glomerellales, Glomerellaceae. Gene Ontology annotation, molecular function: FAD binding; oxidoreductase activity. Bases 419 to 1930 code for a protein of 503 amino acids.